AUGUCAAUGGGUCGUUCGCGGGGCGACGCUGUGUAUCUGCAGUCCGACCGCGACGAACCGUACUUGAUGCUAAUAGAACAUAUGUACACCAUUGACCACACAAAGAAGGACGCUCACGGUGAAGAGCCCGAUGUACUG
This is a messenger RNA of Sphaeroforma arctica JP610, 138 nucleotides long. RefSeq lists its product as hypothetical. NCBI's taxonomy places the organism in Eukaryota, Ichthyosporea, Ichthyophonida. The record is from RefSeq and is a predicted model, not a curated record. The transcript is spliced from 2 exons. The annotation marks the transcript as partial.